AUGCCUUUUUUUCAGUUGGUAGUUCUUGUCUGUGCCUUUGCCGCCGCCCAGGCUGGAGUUCUCGCUCCUGUAGCUUACACUGCCCAUCCGGCCCCAGUGGCCUAUGCUGCUGCUCCAGUAGUCCACGCAGCCCCAGCCCAACUUCUGCACGCCGCCCCAGUUGCUAAAGUCGUUGAAGAAUACGAUGCACACCCACAAUACAGUUUUGCCUACGAUGUUCAAGACGGUUUGACCGGUGACUCCAAGAGCCAACACGAGACUCGUGAUGGUGAUGUUGUCCAAGGAUCUUACUCCGUUGUCGACCCUGAUGGCACCAAGCGCACUGUUGAAUACACAGCUGAUCCUCACAACGGAUUCAAUGCUGUUGUUCACAAGGAACCCCUUGGUGUGAAAGCUGUUGCUCCAGUCGCUAAGGUUGCCCCACUAGCGUACGCAGCUGCCCCAGUAGUCCAUGGCGCACCUAUUGUUCACGCCGCCCCUCUUGCCUACUCAGCCCCUAUCUACCACCACCAGCAUACUCACUCUUGGCUUCUUAACCAACUCAUCCCUACAACAAUGGCCUUUAAGUUCGUCGUUUUCUCCUGCAUCGUGGCUUUUGCCCGUGCAAGUGCACCCGUGGCUGUUGCUGUAGGCGCAGCAGGUCCAGUAGUAGCAGCCCCGGUAGCGGCACGGCUAGAGGAAUUCGACGCCGUCCCACAAUACAGAUUUGGAUACAACGUAGCGGAUUCAUUAACUGGCGAUUACAAGAGUCAGCAGGAGCAACGUGACGGUGAUUUAGUCCAAGGAUCCUACUCCUUGGUGGACCCUGAUGGCACACGCCGCACUGUCGAUUACUCCGCUGACUCAGUGAAUGGAUUUAAUGCGGUAGUGCGAAGGGAACCUUUAGUGGCCGCUGGGCCAGCAGUAGUAGCUGAACCUGUAUUGUCCGCACGAUUUGCUGCUCCAGUUGCCGCUGCUCCAGUUGCCGCUGCUCCAGUUGCUGCCGCUCCAUUGGUUGCUGCACCAGUCGCCAGAUACACUGCACCCGUAGCAUACUCCCCUUACACGGCGCCAGUAGCCAGGCUCGCAGCUUACAGUGCUCCACUAGCAUACUCAGCUAGGCUUACUGCUUAUCCCUCACCAUUCGCGGCGCCUGUAGCAAGGCUUACAGCUGCACCUAUUGUUGCUUGAAUAACGGUUAUCUGUACGGACUGAUCUUAAUUUGGCUAAUAAAUUUUUACUUUAUAUUAUAAAAACAA
This is a messenger RNA of Pieris rapae (cabbage white), 1238 nucleotides long. Its product is annotated as cuticle protein-like. Lineage: Eukaryota; Metazoa; Arthropoda; Insecta; Lepidoptera; Pieridae. The record is from RefSeq and is a predicted model, not a curated record. The transcript has 3 exons. Bases 1 to 1170 code for a protein of 389 amino acids. Gene Ontology annotation, cellular component: extracellular matrix.